This is a messenger RNA of Mercenaria mercenaria, 1866 nucleotides long. RefSeq lists its product as uncharacterized. The record is from RefSeq and is a predicted model, not a curated record. The coding region runs from base 805 to 1533 and encodes 242 amino acids. Lineage: Eukaryota; Metazoa; Mollusca; Bivalvia; Venerida; Veneridae. The transcript is spliced from 7 exons.
AGACUUAGAGAUGAGAGAUAUUGUAAAUUUUAAAAGAAAGUGCUAUUAAAGAGGAUAUUAUAGUAGAGAUGUUUGUUUAAAUGGACUCUAACGACUGAUGCAAGUCUGUAUUCAGUAUGGACUGUCAGUCUCGAGUGGAAUUAAUUUUCUUGGAACUUGUCAAAGAUUUAGGUCUAUAUUGGUUUAAAAAUUCAUAAUAUAGGGUUUUAGUGUCCGAUUGAUAAUAGAGGUAAAUGCCCUAUCUGACUACCAGUAUAAAUACUGCGAGACUUCGACUGACGUCGGAGGCAAAUGCUAAAUCUGAUAUAAUGGUUGUUAAUGUUUGACUUACGAUAAAGGUAAGUAUUCUAUAUGACUACCAGUUUUAAUCUAUAUUGAAAAAUUUCCAAACAUGAAUAACAUCUUAAAAGCUGACAGCUCGAAUGACUGCAGAGAAGUGUAUACUACCUAAUUAUCAGUCCAAAAGUUUUAUGUGUUUGAUUGGCGGGAAGAUGAAUAUUGUCAGAGAACACAUUUUGUUAAGUAACUUGUUUAGACAUUUUGAAUUUAUUUCACUAGCGGAUAUCAAACGAUAUAUUACAGAAACUAUCGUAAUUUAAAUGAUAUGGAGGUAAUGGCAAAAGAAAUACAAUUUGACUUUAUCUCUCUUAAAAUGCAGUUUGAAAGUGUAAUUUCAUCUAGUAUAUUAUUUCAUUAAUAGGUGAAAACCCAGGAGAAGUGUCAGAGGCAGCUGUUGAGGACAAUGCUAGUUCUUCCGAAAGAUAUCAAAGCAAAUCAAUAGAUAAAGGUGAAAACUCAGCAGAAAUGUCACAUGCAGCUGUUAAAGACAAUGCUAGUUCUCCUGGAAGAUAUCAGAGCAAAUUAUUCGAUGAAGGUGAAAACUCAGAAGAAUUGUCACAGGCAGCUGAUGAAGACAAUAUUUUUUCUCGAAAACAUCAGAGUAAAUCAGUUGAUGGAGAACCUGUCACCAGGAAAAUCCGAAUGUUACUUGAGCGCUUACAGCAUUUACUUUCAGGAUUUCAGAUAUUUCGGCGAAGGAAAAAUACAGAUGAAUCGAGGAUGUCGGAAAAAGCUACUAUUGUUCAAGCAGAAAGAGCAACGGUGCAGCUUUUCAGUUCACAUAGUGGAAAUACGAUAAAGGAUAUAGAAGUGCAGUUUAUAGAAUUGCUAACGAAGAAGCUGAAAAAUGUCAGUUUUGUUAAAUGCAACGAAGUCAAAGACAUUGAAUGGGAAAAGAUGUUAAUUGUACUGUGUAUCAUUUCAUCUAGAGUAGUAACAGACGCCGCUUACGCUAUAAAAGACAUUAAAAAUCCAGCAAACACUGUUCUUAUGCUUAUCCAUAACAAAGAAAGUCAUGCCUUACCAAAACUUACCAGUUCAUCUGUCCUUACUGACCACGCAUUCCAGAAACUAGGAGGCGUAUUUGAUUUGGCGUUUGUUAAUAGAAGAGGAAUCUAUCAAUGUGAAAUGAAUGACAUUUCUUUAGAUAAAGUCUGCACCUUCAUAAAGCAAAGCAGGGUAGACACAAACUGACGGAGUGAUAGUCAUUUAGAGUGCUAAAGAUAAAGAUCUGCAGAGGGCCUAGAUAAGUUUGAUUUCGUAAGCAAAGUAGUUGUCAAUCAUUUCACAAGAUUACUUUUAUACAGAGGGUAAUUUGUUAGUUAGACAACCUGUUGGUCAUAUAAUUGCAUUUUAAUUGUUGAUGAAUUUCAGAGAAGAGAGCGCGUUGUUUGUUAGUUGAAAGUUUUUAUCAAUGCGUGAUACCUUGUAUUCGAAAUAAGUACUUGUACAAUUUGAUAUUUUUUAAAUUCAAAGAAAGUUUGUUCAAAUAAGCAAGUAUGUGAAUUGUGUCAAUGACUUAUUCUU